Molecule: messenger RNA, 570 nt
Organism: Anolis sagrei ordinatus
Lineage: Eukaryota; Metazoa; Chordata; Lepidosauria; Squamata; Anolidae
Source: RefSeq, a predicted model, not a curated record
CUCGAUUCCUCUAAGAUGUUUCCUAUCAUCAUGAAGACUUUUCCAGGAUUCUUCCUCAUCUUUGCAGUUCUAAAGAGUGGCGAGUCUCUGGAUUGUGAAAUUUGUUCCAGGAGAGGGCAUAUGUGUUCUGGAAGGACACUGACCUGUAGGGCUGACCAACAAACCUGUGCUGCAAUAUUAAUUGAAAACACACAUUUGGGAAAACCUCAACUCACCAUAAAAAAAACCUGCGAGCGCAGCAGAGUUUGUAACCCGCCUUUGCAAUCUCUGAAUAUGGGUCGAGGGAGAUAUGAACGGACAAGUGUCGUCUGUUGUAUAGGGGAGGACUGCAAGAGUGCUGCUCCCCGAUUCCAACCAGGGUUCAUCAAACCCAAUGGGAAGUCCUGCCCGGCCUGCUUUGCCACUAGCCUUUCUCUGUGUGGAUCCGCCAGAGUAGAUUGUUCUGGAAAUGAGUUCCACUGCAUGAAUGCAAUUCAUGAAAUGUAUACAGGUGGCACUUUGGUGACCUACUACAAGAGGGGAGACAUGUUUUGCGAAGCAAAUCCUGGUGGCUGUGGUGGAGAGAAAUAG